Sceloporus undulatus (fence lizard) is the source of this 1591-nucleotide messenger RNA. It is a transcript of the gene CHMP1B, whose product is annotated as charged multivesicular body protein 1B. NCBI's taxonomy places the organism in Eukaryota, Metazoa, Chordata, Lepidosauria, Squamata, Phrynosomatidae. The record is from RefSeq and is a predicted model, not a curated record. Bases 153 to 752 code for a protein of 199 amino acids. The transcript is spliced from 8 exons. Gene Ontology annotation, cellular component: multivesicular body; ESCRT III complex. Gene Ontology annotation, biological process: protein transport; endosome transport via multivesicular body sorting pathway; late endosome to vacuole transport.
UGCGGAAGCCGGAAGCGAAAAACCGGAAGCAGGAAGUGGGAUCCCUGGAAGGAAGAGAAAAACAACCGGGACUGGUUUCGACGGAGCGGAGUUUCGCCUGAACGUCCUUCCUUCUUUCCCGGAGCUGAAAUACCGCCUUCGCCGCCGCCGCCAUGUCUAACAUGGAGAAACAUCUCUUUAACCUGAAGUUUGCUGCCAAAGAGCUCAGCAGAAACGCCAAAAAGUGCGACAAAGAAGAAAAAGUUGAAAAGGCCAAAAUUAAAAAGGCAGUUCAGAAAGGCAACACUGAAGUUGCAAGAAUACAUGCGGAAAACGCAAUCCGGCAGAAGAACCAAGCCAUCAACUUCUUGCGGAUGAGCGCCCGGGUGGAUGCUGUGGCAGCAAGGGUUCAGACAGCAGUCACAAUGGGCAAGGUAACAAAGUCAAUGGCUGGAGUAGUUAAAUCUAUGGAUGCUACUUUGAAAAGCAUGAACCUGGAAAAGAUAUCUGCUUUGAUGGACAAAUUUGAACAGCAGUUUGAAACUUUAGACGUUCAGACAGCACAGAUGGAAGACACAAUGAGUAACACCACUACAUUAACAACACCACAAAACCAGGUGGAUCUGCUUCUACAAGAAAUGGCAGAUGAAGCUGGCCUUGACCUGAACAUGGAGCUACCUCAGGGACAGACUGGAUCUGUGGGCACAAGUGUUGCUUCAACAGAACAGGAUGAACUCUCGCAAAGACUGGCACGCCUUCGCGACCAAGUGUAGCAGCAAGAGACCCCUCUGCCAUCUUCCGCAUAUGCAUCCAAAGCAUUCUGUGUACAUAAACCAGAACCUGACUGGAAUCUCUGUCUCUAAUCUGUCUAGAUAUUUAAAUAGCAGACUAAUGGGCACUUGUCAUGUUUGUUUCUUGCCGCGCUUUCUACAAAAGACGUUAACUCAAAGGUGGUGUGAUUUUCUAGUUCUGUAUAGUACACUUUUGAAACUGGCGGUUAUAUUUUUGCAGAUAUCUCUACAAAGACACUUACUCUUAGAAAGUGUCACAGCAGACCAUCAUACUGAAAGAAAAGCAGUACCCUUAGUGUAUAUGCUAAGUUAUAUAGCAGGGUUUUAAAUUAUGAAUGAUGUUUAUAGUUGAAUUUCAGAGAAGGUGCAUGCUAUUCAUUCGGUCAUUACGCCAAAUGUUUAAAGAAAAAAGACCAAUUGGGCAGAACACAGUAUUUGUGUGUUUGUGUAUUUGUGUAUUGUUUAACCAUCACUGGAUAAAAUUCCAUGAUAUUACAUAACAAACAUGCGUGUAGUAAAGAUAAAUCAAAAUCAUAGUUGUUUUUUUGUCCUCAUCGCUGAAAGUUGGCAUUGUCACUUCGGUAUUGAUGGAAUAAAAUAUAUUUUUCAACAUUCUUGUUGAGAGCUUCCCUUAAAAUUCAUAUUGCAGCCAACCAGGGUUAUCAGAAAUGUUUCUUAAAUCAAUUAAAGUGCCUCCUUUUAAAUGUUUUCCUGUGUGGCAGUUCGUUUUCCUUUGCUGUGAAAGGGCCUAGAAGGGUCACACUGAUGUCUCAUAAACGAAAAUGUGCUUGUAUAAAUAAAAACACAUAUUGAUGUCUUAA